UGGUCCAACUAUGACGAGGUGGAUCAGCAGCGGUCGGGUGUUCUGUGGACCACAAGCAUGGCGAUCAAAUUGGCCAUGUGAGAUUUGCCGAGUACAAUAAUAUACCAAAAAACUCUAGGAGAGAUGACACCGACUAAGAAGACCCCAAGCGUGAAGGUGGAGGUGUCUUGCUAUUGUAUAUUAUGUCGCAAGGUCUACCUGAAAAAUGACGCGCACAAGCACAUGCAGAGCAUGCUACACCACCGAGAGCUUGAGAAUGUGAAGGGCAGAGAUUGUAGGCACUGGUGCAAAGUGUGCAAAGUGUCCUCUCAGGGUUUAACUGAGUACGCCGAGCACAUCUCCACCCAGUCGCACGGAGACAAGAUCAAGAACCCGACACGGAAGACUAAGCCUAUGUAUGUGGAACAAGACCUCGACGCAGAGCUGCUCUCCAAAGUCAGGGAAAGGAACAAAGAACUGCAUAAGACGGAGAAAAAGAGGAAGAGGAAGAAAAAGAAACUAAAUCUAAAAAUGGAAGCGCAGCAAGACCCGGAAAAGCAGAAAGCUCCCGUGCGAAAAUGUCCCAAGCAGCCAAAGGGAAAAGCACUGAAAUGGAUACCGCAAGUAGCUAAACUAAAAGUAGCUAAAUUGAAAACACCCCAAAAACUUUCCAAAGAGAAGAAACCCCAGCAGAAGACAUCACAGCCACUCAGUGGUAAGAUGGUACAAAACAAGGAGAACCGGCUUGCCUGUAAACUCAAGUCUCUGCCCCCCAGUCAGCCAGCCACGCCGCAGGGGCAGAGUGGAGCUCAGCCUCCCUGGCCAGAGUUUAGGGGACCCCCAGGUGGAACAUGCCACCCCUAUAGUGAACAACACACCCAGUCCACAUUGUCCCAGCCCCAUCAAGUUGGCAGUGAUGACAAUCCUCCAAUUUCUGGCAGUCCUGACAUCCAGAGCCUGGGCACUAGUGUCAGAGGAAGGGGCUUCAAAGCUAGCAGGUCCAACACAUUUCAUAAGAACCUUAGAGGAGCCGGAGUAAAUCCUGUGACGCUACCACCAGGCCAGCUGAGGUGGCCUAAAACCAGCCAGUUGGGUUACGAAUUCUAUGGGCAGGCAUCCAGAAAGACCCAGGAUAUGGACUUCACUAGUGAUCACUUACCUCCAAAAGGAGCAAUCAUCUUCAGCCCAGGGGAGAUAGACUCUGGUAGUACCACUGCCCCCGUCUCUACCUCCAGCUCAGGUCCCUCUGAUCAGGGUGACGGCGACAAGGGCCGGAUACGGAGCGUGGCCGUCACUGUGAUGCUACGUCAGGUCCGGAGAGCCCUGGGGGUGAGGGAGCCCCCAAGAGCCUCUCCCGUCACCCCGACUCUCACCACAACUCGAGGCCAUUGCAGGGGGGCAGAGGCCGAGGAGGGCCUACCCAGAAGGACACAGAGGACCAAGCGCGGAGAGGCAGCCACACUUCCCAGCUCCAGCUCCCCAGUCAGCCAGUUCAAAAGCCUCCCCUCCACCACCACCUCCCUGCAGUCCUCACAGGUUAGCACUACCAGAUCUGUGGCUUCAAGUGAAACUCGGCCUCUCCCUGGCAACCAAACUAAACGAAGAUCAACCAGAUACCCCAAGGUAGAGGAAACCAGUAACUCACAACCGACCAAGGAAGGUGAGGGAUUGGCUUCAGACACAUACGGUCCGGUUAGCAGCCAAACCAAUCCUCAGGAAGGUUCAACUGUGCCCCGAUUGCGCAACCUUCCACGACCUACGUCUCUGAAGAGGAACUUGACCCAACAUAUCAGCAAACGCGGAGCCCACGAGCCUAACCUGAAUGCAGCUCGCCGGAUACGGAAGGGCGAGGGAGAGAAGGAGACGGGGACAGGGGCAGGGCUCAAACCCACACUGAAGAAGCUGCUCAGUUCCGCGGGGUCACAGAGGAAGGUCAACUGGAGGAAGAUGUACCAGGAGGCCAACUGGAAGAAGCAGGAGAAAGUCAAAGGCAUGCCCAGGUUUGGCAUUGAACUGGUGAACCCCCUCUCUGACCCAGAGGGCCUGGCCCUGGACGAAGACGAGGACCUCCCCCUAACAGAGGGCUUCCAAUGGGAGUCUGGUUACCCUGAUGGAGCCCCGCCCCCUGCAGCCCUACCCACUCCCCCUCUCCCACAGGCAAUGCCUGCUAGUGAUGUCAUCAGAGAACAACCGUCAGAGGCUUGGACGCUGGGAUCGGAGCAGCCUAGCACUGUGCUGCGGGAUAGCAGGUCAUCCCGAGCCCCUCAGUCUUUAUGUGUGAAGACUGAACCAGAGCAGUACAGGGAGGCAGGAGUGGACAGUGAGCAGAGACAGUUGAAUACAAGGAGGAAAAAGAAGCGGAAAGUGGAUAGUGACUUGUUAGACACCUCUGGUGUGGAUCGGAGUGGGAAAAAGCAAAAGAUUAAGUCAAACAGCGAGAAUGUCCAGGUGGACCAGCUGCUAGCUGUGUCUCUGAUGGAGGAGGAGCUGAGCGGUUCCCUACAGAGCCUAGACACCUCCCUGAUCCAGGCCCGCAACACCCUGCAGGUCGCCUACACAGAGGUGCAGCGCCUCCUACUGGUCAAACAGCAGGUUACCACAGAGAUUAACGGUCUCCGAGCCAAGCGUAUUGAGAUCCUGCAGGUGAUGCAAGGGGCAGUGGCAGCAGCUACGGUGCCUACCCAACACCCCUCACUCCUUCCUCUGGCUUACCACUCCACCCCCUCUGCCAUACCCAUCCUAAACCCCACCCCCUCCACCUCAGUGAGCCUGCCUGUCAAAAAAGAGCCUGCCUCUCUCAACAGCCUGUCUCGCGCCACCCCCUCGCGCAGUCCUGUCAUUUCCUAUCCCCUCGUGAACCCUCGCUCCACCACCCCUGUCCUCGUUCCCUCACCUCUGCCCAUCCCCAUACCUGCCAAACCCCCUUCCACCACAGUGACCCUUCCUGCAACUACACCACCUGCUGUUGCGACACUCGGCCAGCAGAGGGUGGUGGGUAGCUCCACCUCACUGUCUACCAGCACCAAGCAGCUGAUUGGAAGGCAAAAGAAGCAGAGCAAGGAGAAGGCCACCAGGAGGACCAAGUCAAAGCAGGAAGACGUUCAAGACCAGAGUUCAACGGCCAGUUCCACCACCAGUGACUCGGAGGACUGGGAGGACCAAGAGGGGCUCACCCUCACCUCUGUCCACCUCGCACAGGGGGGGAAAGACCCUCUAUUGGGGCAGGAGAAGGACGGGGGUAAAGGGGGUGACGAAGGAGACAGCGACUGCUACGUCGAGACAGUCACUGUAGAGCACCAGCCGAGAUCCAACAUGGACAUCGUCGCCAUCGAUGACUCGGACGUCGAGGAGGAGCCGGAGGCCAUUGUUCCACACACCCCUGCUCCCGCACAGCUCCCCUCCACCUCUCCUGCCCCACCUAGGUCUGUGUGUGUGGAGGUGAACUCUAGCGGUACCCAGACAGUCAGGGUUAAGGAGGACCAUAAGGACAUCAAACUAAAGGACACCAGCUACGGCAAAAUUAAGUUACCCCCUGUAACUGUGAAAGAGAAACAUAGUCUCCCAAAGUGUGCCGACGUGGCUGAGGAGCAGGAGCCGUCUCUGGGGAGCUUCGAGGGCCACACUGGCACCGUCCAUGACCUCCAGAUCCAUGGGGGCUUCCUGUAUACAUGUUCAGGGGAUAACACAGCACGAGCAUAUUGCCUAGUGAGCAAAGCGUGCCAAGCUGUCUUUGAGGGCCACACCAACAAGAUCAACUGCCUGCUGGUGUCAUCUCUGCCCGGCCUGCCAGCACGUCUCUACACCGGCUCCAGUGACCUCACCAUCCGCUGCUUCAGCAUCAAGUCAAAGAAGUGCCUUGAGCAGAUCUCUCUGUCCGACCGGGUGCUGUGUCUGCACAUUCACUGGAACAUCCUGUACGUAGGCCUAGCAAAUGGAUCUGUGGUCAGCUUUGAAGUCAAGACCCAGAGGCAGCUGGAUGUGUUUGAGUGCCACGGCCCACGGGGGGUGAGCUGCCUGGGCACGUCCCAGGAGGGAGCUCGGCGGGUGCUGCUAGUGGGCUCUUAUGACAGCACCAUCAGCGUACGUGACGCCAAGAGCGGUCUGCUGCUGCGCUCACUGCAGGGCCACACUAAGACCGUCCUCUGUAUGAAGGUGGUGAAUGACCUGGUCUUCAGCGGCUCCAGUGAUACGUCUGUCCACGCCCACAACAUCCACACGGGUGAGCUGGUCCGUAUCUAUAAGGGUCACAGCCACGCAGUCACAGCGUUAGCCAUCUUGGGGAAGGUCAUGGUGACAGCCUGCCUGGACAAGUUGGUGCGUGUCUACGAGUUACAGUCCCACGACCGGCUGCAGGUGUACGGUGGCCACCAUGACAUGGUGAUGUGUAUGGCCAUCCAUAAGAGUGUGAUCUACACAGGCUGCUACGACGGCACUGUCCAGGCCGUGAAACUCAACUUGAUGCAAAACUACCGCUGCUGGUGGCACGGUUGCUCGCUGAUCUUUGGCAUGGGGGAGCACCUCCUGCAGCACCUGCUCACCGACCACAGCAACCGGCACCUGCAGACCUUCAGGUGUCGCUGGAGGAAUUGCGACGCCGCCUUCGCCACGCAAGACUCCUCCCACCUGGACCUGCCUAGCCACAUGCAGACACACGUAGAGAUGGACAGCAAGCUGAAAACAUGACAGUAGAGAAGACAUGCUGUUUCCCCAGUUCUUCCUUCUGCAGAUGUGUGGUGCUGAGUUGACACGGAUCUCUCGCCAUUAGAAUCAAUGGCUCCAUACAUGGAGCUAGGCUGGAAUUCUGGCAUUCAUUCUUCUUGGAUAGUAGGAGUUGGGACCCCAUUCAGUAGGCAAAUGUUGAGGAGGGAAGGAGAUCGAACUGAACUGUUUUCUUGUUCAGAGUAAUUUCUCACUUUGUUCAUCCUUUAACCCCCUGCUCUUCCCUGGUAAGAGGACACCAGUACGAAGGUUGUGACAUGUUUUUAAUGGACCUUGGUUUACAACAGGGAUCAUCAACUAGAUUAAGCCAUGGCAUGAUUUUUCAUGAGCGGAUUAACAUAAUUACAAAUAAUUUGUUGACUUCAAAUUGACCGCAAGAAGCCCAAACAAAUAUAUUUGACUUAAACAUAAUCAUUUCAAACCUGGCAUAUGUUUGUAUAUGAUCACAUAUAUCUCUGUAUUAUGCCUGGGAAUAUUGUGGGACAGAUUUCCAAAAUUAAAACUUGGAGCUCAUUGGCUGGUGUUUUAACAGUCUUAUGGUCAACAGUCUUAUGGUCAACAAUCUUAUGGUCAACAAUUUAAAAUAGUAAUUUUCAGAACUUGGGGGGGCUAAAUAAAAUCACAGUGGGCUGCUAGUUGGGGAACCCUGGAUUAUACCGUUCUACAAGGCUGUGGCUCAACGUCAGCAAUUGUAUUGGAACACUUGCUAAAUAGCCCAUACUGGACACACACACACUAACACACAGCGUAUAGAUUAUCACUGCAUAACCACACUGUAACUGAUCUGUUGACAUGGGCUGGUCAUACAUAACUACUAUACACAGUCUUGUGUGGGGACUUCUAUUUCAUACACACAUUCACACAUCUAUGGCGCAUGUACAGGUUACUGCCAAAGUAAAGGAAACACUUGAGUCAAUGAGGGAUUCAAAGUAGAGUUAAAGCAGGUGCUUCCACACAGGUGUAGUUCCUGAGUCAAUUAAGCAAUUAACAUCCCAUGGUGGUUAUUUGGGCUGCCUAGGCUAGAAGAGUUCUGGGACUGAAAUAGACGUCUCAAAAGACCAUAGGGGGUUUGAAGUGUCUCAGUCACCAGAUCUCAGUGCAAUUGAACACUUAUGGGAGAUUCUGGAGUGGCGAGUGAGACAGCGUUUUCCACCACCAACAGCAAAACACCAAAUGGUGGAAUUUCUUGUGGAAGAAUGGAGCAUUCCUCCAAUUGAGUUCCAGACACUUAUAGAAUCUAUGCAUUGAAGAUGUUCUGGCUCAUAGUGGCCCAACACCCUAUUAAGAUCAUUUAUGUUGGUGUUUCCUUUAUGUUGGUAGUUGCCUGUAUGUAUUGAUAUGCUGAGCGUGCACACAUGUACAGCAACAAUAGGAACAUGUUUUAUUAAUUCAGAAAAAUGUAUAGGAUUUUAUUCUGUUACGAAGGAUCAUUUUUCCCAUUUCAGUGGUGUAAGACCGAGACCAAUGCUUACUGUAAAAGCACGGACAUAAGGAUUAUUGACAGUUUUUUUUUUUAUGGUUUUGGAUUUGCUGUGAUGUGAGAGACCAACUCCUAACACACACACACACACACACACGUCUGUUUAGACAUGAUUUGUCAUGUUAUUUUCCAGUCUGUAUGGAAGGGGCUCACUGUUAAAGCUGCAGUAUGUCACUUUUUAGGUCACCUGACCAAAUUCACAUAGAAAUGUGAGCUAGAUCUGUCAUUCUCAUUGAAAGCAAGUUUUUAGAAGCAGAUCUGUUCUAUGUGCGUAAUUUCUUUGAUUCCGAUUAAAUUCAGUUUUUGCGUCUUUUAUUUUAGGUUUUGUACACGAGCUUCAAACAUCUGAAUGUACAAUAUUUUUGUUUAUUGAAAAGAUAUUUCACUGUUUUAAAUCGUGCAAUGAUUCUCUACACCAUACAUGGCUUGUUUUGUCAUACUUUAAUUAGGCCAACUAUUAAAACAUUUUACAACCAGGAAA
Molecule: messenger RNA, 6659 nt
Organism: Oncorhynchus kisutch (coho salmon)
Lineage: Eukaryota; Metazoa; Chordata; Actinopteri; Salmoniformes; Salmonidae
Gene: znf106b
Product: zinc finger protein 106b
Exons: 20
Coding region: 124-4662 (1512 amino acids)
Biological process (GO): insulin receptor signaling pathway
Cellular component (GO): membrane; cytosol
Molecular function (GO): RNA binding; SH3 domain binding
Source: RefSeq, a predicted model, not a curated record